Messenger RNA from Juglans regia (Persian walnut), 3516 nucleotides. Its product is annotated as putative inactive cadmium/zinc-transporting ATPase HMA3. Gene Ontology annotation, biological process: monoatomic cation transport. The transcript has 10 exons. Gene Ontology annotation, molecular function: ATP binding; ATPase-coupled monoatomic cation transmembrane transporter activity; zinc ion transmembrane transporter activity. The record is from RefSeq and is a predicted model, not a curated record. Gene Ontology annotation, cellular component: membrane. Bases 282 to 3407 code for a protein of 1041 amino acids. NCBI's taxonomy places the organism in Eukaryota, Viridiplantae, Streptophyta, Magnoliopsida, Fagales, Juglandaceae.
GACACCCACUAUCUAUAUAUCCCCAUGAAAAUUAGUGCUCUGAAAAUCAUCCUUUACAGUACAUGAAAGUUCAAAGUAUAUAUAUUUUCGUUUCCGGUCCGAUUUAUACAAGCCAUUUUCAAUCAGUACUUUGCAUGAUCAUAGAUGGCAAGUUUGGAUUCAUGACCCUGAAAGAAGGAGAAGAAAUACGUGAUAUAUUCAGUUAUUGAAGUAUCGGAUUAAUUAGUUUAAAGAGACUUUCCUUUGUGUACGUACAUCGGCAGAGCUUCAGAGAGAAAACUAUGGCUUCCCUGGAAAAAAACAUGACAGAUGAUCAGAAAAAGCUGCAGAAAAGCCACUUUGAGGUGUUGGGUCUGUGCUGCUCGUCGGAGGUUCCUUUAAUUGAGAACAUACUCAAGCCUCUUGAAGGUGUCAUGGAGGUAUCGGUCAUCGUGCCAUCAAGAACAGUCAUCGUGGUUCAUGACAAUCUCCUCAUUUCCCAGCUUCAAAUUGUUAAAGCUCUAAACCAAGCAAGGCUGGAAGCAAACGUCAGGGUAUAUGGGGAGGAGAAAUACAAGAAAAAAUGGCCAAGUCCAUAUGCAGUGGCCAGUGGUUCAUUGCUUCUGUUAUCAUUAUUCAAAUAUGUUUAUCAACCACUCCAAUGGCUGGCUGUUGGAGCUGUGGCUGUUGGCAUAUUUCCAAUUCUCUUGAAAGGGGUGGUGGCCAUCCGCAAUCUUAGGCUUGACAUCAACAUUCUUGUUUUGAUUGCAGUGAUAGGGACACUUGCUAUGGAAGAUUAUUUGGAAGCCGGCACCAUUGUCUUUCUUUUUACCAUCGCAGAAUGGCUCGAGUCAAGGGCAAGCCACAAGGCGAAUGCAGUAAUGUCGUCCUUGAUGAGCAUAGCCCCUCAGAAGGCAGUCAUAGCUGAAACUGGAGAAGAGGUGGACGCUGAUGAGGUGAAGUUGAACACUGUUCUCGCGGUUAAGGCCGGUGAAGUUAUUCCCAUUGACGGAAUUGUUGUUGAAGGCCAAUGUGAAGUUGAUGAAAAAGCUCUAACUGGAGAGUCAUUCCCUGUUUCCAAACAACAGGACUCUACCGUUUGGGCUGGUACCAUGAAUCUAAAUGGUUAUAUUAGCGUCAAAACCUCUGCUCUAGCUGAAGAAUGUGCGGUGGCCAAAAUGGCAAAGCUUGUAGAAGAGGCUCAGAAUAGUAAAUCCAGAACUCAGAGAAUCAUUGACAAAUGUGCCAAGUUUUAUACCCCAGCGGUUCUGAUCAUAUCAACAUGUUUUGCGGUUGUACCGAUUGCAUUAGAAGUAAAAGAUCGUAACCAUUGGUUUCAUUUAGCAUUGGUUGUUCUCGUAAGUGCCUGUCCAUGCGCACUUAUCCUGUCUACACCAGUUGCAACUUUCUGCGCGCUUACCAAGGCUGCAACCUCUGGUCUUCUAAUCAAAGGGGGUGACUAUCUUGAGACUCUUUCCAAAAUUAAGAUAGUGGCAUUUGACAAAACUGGCACAAUAACAAGAGGUGAAUUUGUGGUGACUGACUUUCAGUCUGUUCGUGAUGAUAUUAGCUUGAACACAUUGCUUUACUGGGUUUCGAGUAUUGAGAGCAAGUCCAGUCAUCCAAUGGCAAAUGCCCUCGUUGACCAUGCAAGGUCACUUGCGAUUCUGCCACUGCCUGAAAAUGUGGUUGAGUUUCAAAAUUUUCCCGGAGAAGGCAUCCAUGGAAAAAUUGAUGGGGAUGAUAUUUACAUUGGAAACAAAAACAUAGCUCUGAAAGCAGGGUCAUGUGGAACAGCAGCCCUAGAAGGUGGUAUGAACGAAGGAAAGACUAUUGGGUACGUAUACUCUGGCGCGACCCUAGCUGGAACUUUUUCCCUCUCCGAUGCUUGUCGAUCUGGGGUGUCGGAGACAAUAAGGGAGCUGAAUUUAUUGGGAAUUAAAACUGCUAUGCUUACAGGAGACAGGCUUGCAGCAGCCAUGCAUGUACAAGAACAGCUGGAUCAUCCUCUAGAAAUAGUUCAUGCAGAACUUCUACCUGAAGAUAAGGCAAGAAUAAUCAGAGAACUUAAAGAAGAAGGUCCAACAGCAAUGAUUGGAGAUGGAGUGAAUGACGCCCCUGCAUUGGCCACAGCUGAUAUCGGUAUCUCAAUGGGGAUUUCAGGAUCAGCUCUAGCAACUGAAACUGGGCAAGUGAUUCUUAUGUCGAACGACACUAGAAAGAUACCGGAAGCCAUUCAAUUGGCAAGACAAGCUCACAGGAAAGUCAUUGUGAACAUUUUUUUGUCAAUCGCAACGAAGUCCGCCAUCCUUGCUUUGGCCUUCGCUGGUCAUCCACUUGUUUGGGCUGCAGUUCUUGCCGAUGUUGGGACAUGUUUGCUAGUCAUCCUCAAUAGUAUGCUGCUUUUGCGAGGUACCCAGAAACUCAGAUCAGGGACAUCAAGCAAAUGUUACCGUGCACAGCAUACCCACAAACAUGGAGGCAAUGCCAGUAAUGACAACUCUUCUCAUCAUCAUGACCAUCAUCAACAAGAUACCAACAACCAUUGCUGCACUGACACCAAAGCUAAAAUGGUUUCUCAGGCUCAAAAUCUUCCUUCCAUGAUGUGUGCUGCGAAGUGUCAGUCUCGCCCUUUAAACUCAAAUUCAUGUGGAAAUAAGAAACGCAUGGAUUUAAACAGCCAAAAUAUUGAUGGAUGUCAAACCAGUGAUCAGGACUCUAUUCUCGAGGAAAAACACUGCGAUCAUGGAAGCAAUAAUACGGCCAUUCAUUGUUUGGAGUCUCAGAAAAUGCACAACGAAGGUAGUUCACGCCCUCACUACUUGGGAUCAUGUACAGAAGAUAAAUGCUCAAAUUCGAUGGGAAGGAAAGAUGAUUCUGUAGUAGAAGGUGAUUGGCUCCAUGAGACUAAACUGUGCAGCCACUUCAUCCCUUCAGAAGGAAGAUCACAAAAAGUGACAAAUCAUCAUGAUAACCAUUGCCACUCAAAAAAUUGUGGAAAGAACCAUAUUGUUGAGAACCAGACUGCCAAUGAAGAAGGAAAGAUGGUGGUGUCUAGUUAUAUUAACCAUGAUGAUCAGCACCAAAUUCCAGGGGACAUUCAUGAUCUAGAUCACUUGGAUAAGAGCGCUAAAGAUUACAAUGCACCACUUCACACCACCGUUGAGAUUGUGCUUGCAUGUAAUGACAAUACCGUGGAAUCGAAGACUGGGCAUGCUUUGGUGAAGAGAGAAAUGGGUGGCCGGUGUUGCAACCUGGGCCAUAGCAAGGAUUGCAUGGAAUUGGCUAUGCAGGCCUGCAUCAGUUUGGAGAAUAGAGAAAUUGGUGGGUGUUGCAAGAGUUACAUGAAGGAAUGUUGUCAUGGCAGGCAUGGACAUAUUGGCCGGACCGACUUUGGUGAUGGAUUAUCAGAAAUCAUCACUGAAUAAACCAUGCAACUUUGAAUUAGGCUAAUUAGAUUCGAUCAUAAAUAACGUACGUACGUACGUACAUUGUUACAUGUUUUUAUGAGGUUUUUAAUAUAUUGGAGUUUUGAUG